Molecule: messenger RNA, 1782 nt
Organism: Yamadazyma jaroonii
Lineage: Eukaryota; Fungi; Ascomycota; Pichiomycetes; Serinales; Debaryomycetaceae
Source: the annotation of a GenBank genome assembly
AUGGUAUUAAACGUCCCGCCAUCGGCAGAGACACAGUCACCUUUAAGUAAUUUAUUGACUUUGGUGGCUAAGGAGCAUUUAGGGGAAGUUCCAGCAAUCAUUAUAUCGACCUUAAUAUCUCAUGGUAGAUUAACUGCAAAAGAGAUAAGUAGAAGAUCCAAAGUUCCUAUUAAGUUAGUUAAAACAACUUUGGUAUCUUUGAUCCAAUUAAACUGUAUGCUUUAUUGGGUAGAUAAAGAUAAAGUCGAAUAUCAGUUCCAAGAUACUGGAUUAUUUGUAUUUUUACAUAGUGGAGAGAUCAUUACCCAUAUUAAGAAUAAAUAUGAUGAAGAAUGUUGUGAAAUAAUUCAAAAUUUAAUACAGUUGGGUAACAUCAAAGUAUCAGAUUAUUUGAAAAGUUUUGAUGAUGAAACAAGAUAUUCAAGAAGUUUAAAAUUAUCACAAUUAUUUGGAGAUGGAUGGAUCAAAAUUUUACAACCUCAUGAUUUCAAUCCUUUAGAAGAUGUUUGGAAUAAAAUAUACCAUGAGACCACCAAAAAUGUUCCAAGAUCAGCCACUUUAAGUGAAGUUAAAAGAGUAGCUGAAAUAAAAGAAUUAUCAAAAGAAAAGUUAUCUCAUUUACUUGAAAAUUUACCUAAAGACUUAUAUACUACCGUAGAUGGAAUGAAAGGUUUGAAUCCAAAACUAUCUAUUGGAUUUAAUUUCAAAAGGUUUGAAAAAUUUUUAAGAUCUAAAGCUUUAAUAGCAUUAUGUGAAUCAAGAGUUGGAAGACUUAGUGCUGAAGUUUAUAAAGUGGUGUUGGAAAUUUUAGAAAAGCAAAGUCCUGAUCCUAAACCUUACAUUAAUGAAAUUGAUGGUAUAAUCAAUACUCCUGAAGAAAAACAAAGUAUAUUCGAGCAAAUCGAAAACAAAUUAAUAGAUAACAAAUCAUUAACUGCUAAAAUUCAUGAUAUUGUUAAAAAACUUCCUCAAACCAUUGAUUUAAAUAAUAGUAUAUUAACUCAUAAUUUUGUUAAACCUGCCACCAUUAAGAAAAGAGUGGUAAGUUUCAGUGAAAUUGAAAGAACCAUCAAAAAACCUAAAAUUAAAAUGGAAGAUAACGAAGCAAUUAUAGAAAUGGAUGAAGAUGAUAACGAUUAUCAUACUCCUACUAAUGGUGAUGGUAAUACCAAUUUGGUCAUUCAACAUCUCAAAUUAUUAGCAUUCUCCACCAAAAUUCCUUUCAUUAUGGAAAUAGGUAAUGGAAGUUUUACUGUUCCAUAUAAUAAAUUAAACGAUAUAGUAAAAGAGUAUACCUAUGAUGAAUUAAUUAAGAAAUCAUUAGGUGUGGAUUCUUUGAGAAUCUUAAGAUGCAUUCGAUCAUUGAAAUUAGUAGAUGAAAAAACUGUAUCUAACAGUGUAUUAUUAAAAGAAAAAGUCGUCAGAAAUGAAAUCUAUAAAUUAAUUCAAUUAAAUGUUAUUGAAAUUCAAGAAAUUCCAAGAAGUAAUGAUAGAGCAGCUCUGAAAACAUUUUUUGCAUUCAGAUACAAAAAUCAUUCAAACUAUCAAUUUUUGAGAAAUUCAUUGAUCCAUAACAUUUCAUCUAUUUUACAUAAUAUUGAAGAUUUUAAAUUUCAACAUAAAUCUUUAUUAGAGAAAUGUCAAAGAGAAGAUGUUAAAGGCAAUGAACAAGAAUUAUUAUUGGAAUCAGAAUUAAGAAUCUUGAAUCAGUUACAAUCAAGAGAAAUCAAUAAUAUUGGGAAAUUGAAUAGAUUAUUAUCAUUAUUGGAAAUAUUUAAUUAG